GGGCGGCGGCGGGGCGGCGGGCGCGGGGCGGGCGGGGCCCAGGGCGGGCGGCCGUGGCGGGCGCGCGGUCAGCAGUGCGCGCCCGCCCUGGUCCGACACUCCACGUCGGCUCGUCAACGAAACAACUACCUACACCAAUUAUUUAACGAUAUCAUCCGAAACGAGCACGACAUAAUCUGCCAAAAUGUUUAAAAAUCAUUUAGAAAUGAUCGGCAGAAACGAGACGGCAUCGAAGAAAGCCAGAUUCUGGCAAUCCUACGUCCGUUCUCUAAAAGGGUCCGAAGACAUCAGGGCCGAGGAGCGGUACCGGCCGACGCGCCGCAGCGUGUUCCCCGAGCUGAGCUCCAGCUCGUGGCCCUACAACAAGUCCAUCUACGACGAGCCCGCCGUGGCCGCCGACCGCAUCAACGUGCCCGGAUACCGCUACCUGCCCGUCCACCGCGAGACUUACGGCUACUCCCCCCGCAACAUCUACACACACAACUACCCGCGCACGCUCGACCGGUACCGGCCAAUCUACCACGUGCCGCGGCGCGUGCUGAGCCGCGCGGACCCGUUCGACGCGCACAAGGCGUGGCAGGAGCACCUGGACCGCAUGUCCGCCAUCGACCGGCUCUACCCCUCGCGCUACGGGCUCUACCUGAAGGACCGCGCGUACCCCAUCACCGACCUCUCCGCGCCCUCCAACCCCAUCGAGAAGAGCCUCAAGGGCAUUGAGUACGAACCUGACAACAAACCCCACUGGGGCGCAGGAGCGUUCCCGGGGGCUUUAUCGGACGUGUUCAAAUCGGACCCCUUCUUCGCUGAAGCCGAAAAAUGGGGAGAUUUUGACCGAUCGCUCCGAGGGAGGUCCCCGACCCCCGUGAAGCCGCGCAUCAGCCAGCCGCGCGACUGCGAGGUGGCCUUCGACGCCGACGGUGCGCCGCUGUACACGGCGGGCGGGCUCCGGCGCCGGCCCUGGGCCGACAUCUUCAACCCGAGCCCGUCGCUGCCCAUCUCCGCCAUCACGCGGGACCCCUUCUGGUACGACUGGCCGGAGCUGCGGCCGGUGGCGCGCUGGGACCGCAGCCCCUCGCACAUCCGGGACUCCUACCUCUCGCCCGUCAAGAGAACCUUCCUCUGGGACAAACAUCCCGUCCGACCAUUAGAACACGAUUUACUGUGGGACGACCGUUUCCCCAUCGCGGAUCACACCAAGACCUUACCGCUAUACCGUCUCGGUCUCCUACUAUAACCACGCACCAGCUGCUGCUUUCUAAUGGGCCGGACAUCGAACCCGCACUAACUAUGUACAAUAUAAAUUAAUUUAUUCUUUUAUUACCACUUAUAAUAAUUUAUUUACUUAUCUGUUACUGUAAUUGUAACCUUGACUAUGUUAAAAGGGAAAAACUAAAAUAUUCAAAACGAUAUUCUUACCGUUUUACCUACAAUUCAAACUCAAAAUUAUAAUCAAAGAUUUUCACUUAAGAUCUCAAGACUGCUAUAGGUAACAUAGUCACUGCCAACAAAUUAUAUCAAGAGAAAAACAAAUUAAUCUAAACACCUAUUCGUUUUUAUUAAAUAUUUUUUCUAUGUAACCACGAAAAUGUGUAAAAAAAACUAAUAAAAUUAUCAAAACCG
This is a messenger RNA of Plutella xylostella (diamondback moth), 1620 nucleotides long. It is a transcript of the gene Mf, whose product is annotated as myofilin. Lineage: Eukaryota; Metazoa; Arthropoda; Insecta; Lepidoptera; Plutellidae. The record is from RefSeq and is a predicted model, not a curated record.